GGGGGGGACAGACCCAAACCGACACCCCGCAAACCGCCGCGACCCCCACCCCAUGCGGUCCCGUGCGGGACGGCGCCGCCCGGGGCAGCGGGGGCCGGAGCUGGGACCCCCGGCAGAGGGAAGCUGAGGGGCGCCCCCGCGUCGCCCCCCGCGUCCUCCCGCCCAGCCACGGGCAGCGCGAUUGGGAGGAAAACGUUAAAAUCGGUGAUUUUUGGUGUGGGGCUGAGCCUGGGGAAGGCGGCGGAUCCCCCCAACCCCCCCCGACGGCUCGGGAAGCCGUGGUGGCAUCGGAAGCCUUCGCCCUUCGCCCUCCCCUCCUCAACCUGUCCUUCCUCCUCCUCCUCCUCCUCCUCCUCCUCCUCCUCCUCCUCCUCGCCCAGCUGUAAAUCCGCCGGCCCGGAGCUGGAGCGUGGGGCUGGGCGCAGGGAAGGCCUCGGGCUGGGCGGAAAAACAGGCGAAAAAAGGGGGAAAAGAGGAAAAGAAGAAGGAAAAAAGGAAAGGAAAUGAGGGAAAAAAGGAGCCGGCAAGAUUAAAGAGGAGGAAUAACGAGAAGAAAAGGGGAAAGGGAGGAAAGGAGAAGGAAAACGGGAGGAAAAGGGAUUAGAGGGGAGGAAUAAAGAGAGAAGAAGGGGGAAAGGAGGGAAAAAGGACUAAAGGAAAAAAGGAAGAGGGGAAAAGGAGGAAAAAGGAGGAAAAAAGAAAGAAAAAAGGAGGAAAAAAGAAAGAAAAAAGAAGGAAAAGGGGGAAAAAAGAGGAAAAAGAAGGCAAAAGAUGGAAAAAAAAUAAGGAGAAAGGAGGAAGAAAGAAGGAAGAAGAAGGAAGGAGCCGGGAAACGACGGCGGCCGCCGCUGGGAAGAGCCUCUUCUCCAGGUGGAUUUUCCCCGAGGGAAGCACAAGGCUCUGACUUUCCCCUGCUCUGAUUGAGCUGCUCUGCUUCUCUCAGUGAACAGAGGGGUGUGUGUGGACCCCGAAAUGAGCCGUCCCUGGUGAAGACAUUGGACUCAUUUGCUGUUUUCUUCUCAAAACACCCAAGUUCCACCUGUGAAGGGAGAGGUUUGGGAUGUGGCCGCUCCAGGAUGGACCCACAGGGUUCUCAGGGCUCUGAUCUGGACCUGCCAGAGGCACCUGAAGGUCGGAUGGAGGAGCAGCACCCUGAGCAGGGAGAGACCCUCCCGGCCCCUUCCAGUGGUGAACAGACCCCCCAGCUCGCAGAGGAGGCCGUGAGUGGGCAAGUGGUGGUGGCUGGUGGCCAGAAGAGCCUGGCAGCACAGGGACAAGCUGCUGAGCCGUGCAAGGAGGGGGAGGAAGAGGAGGAUGAGGCUUCCCACCCUGGCCUGGGGCAGUCAGGCUGUGCCACACAUCUACUCUGUGACGAGCAUCCGAGGGGAGAGGCUGCAGAGGCACAGCUGGGGGGGGAUGGGGGGGCCCUACUGGCUGCCCCCGUGGCUGCUGCAGUGGCUGGGGCACUAGAGCCCCUUUCAGAGCCCCCCCAAGCCCAGACCCCCUCAGAGCCCCCCAAAGCCCAGACCCCACCAGAGUCCCCCAAAGCCCAGGCCCCACCGGAGCCACUCCAAGCCCGGAGCCCACCAGAGCCCCCCAAAGCCCAGACUCCACCAGAGCCACUCCAAGCCCAGACCCCACCAGAGCCCCCUCAAGCCUGGACCCCCUCAGAGCCCCCCCAAGCCCAGACCCCACCAGAGCCCCCCCAAGCCCGGAGCCCACCAGAGCCCCCCAAAGCCCAGACCCUGCCAGAGCCCCCCAAAGCCCAGACCCCACCAGAGCUCCCUCAAGCCUGGACCCCUUCAGAGCCCCCCCAAGCCCCGACCCCACCAGAGCCCCCCCAAGCCCGGAGCCCACCAGAGCCACUCCAAGCCCAGACCCCACCAGAGCCCCCUCAAGCCCAGACCCCACCAGAGCCCCCCAAAGCCCAGACCCUGCCAGAGCCCCCCCGAGCCCAGACCCUGCCAGAGCCCCCCCGAGCCCAGAGCCCGUCCCAGGGGGCAGAGACAGACUUUUACUGCGUCAAGUGGAUCAGCUGGAAGGGCGAGCGGACGCCCGUCGUCAUGCAGAGCGAGAACGGGCCCUGCCCGCUCCUGGCCAUCAUGAACAUCCUCCUGCUGCAGUGGAAGGUGAAGCUGCCCCCGCAGAAGGAGGUGGUCACGGCCGAGGAGCUGAUGGCCCAUUUGGGGGAUUGUAUCCUGGGCACCCAGCCCCGAGAGCCCUCCGAGGGGCUGCAGCUCAACUUCCAGCAGAACAUCAACGACACCAUGAUGGUCAUUCCCAAGCUCUCCACGGGCCUGGACGUCAACGUGCGCUUCACGGGCGUCUCAGACUUCGAGUACACACCCGAGUGCAUCAUCUUUGACCUCCUCAACGUGCCCCUCUACCAUGGCUGGCUGGUGGACCCCCAGAGCCCAGAGGUGGUGCAAGCCGUGGGCAAGCUGAGCUACAACCAGCUGGUGGAGAAGAUCAUCACCUGCAAACAGGCCAGCGACUCGGGGCUGGUGAGCGAAGGGCUGGUGGCUGAGCAGUUCCUGGAGGCCACGGCCUCGCAGCUGACGUACCACGGGCUGUGUGAGCUCACAGCCGCCGCCAGGGAGGGAGAGCUCAGCGUCUUCUUCCGCAACAACCACUUCAGCACCAUGACAAAGCACAAGGGCCACCUCUACCUGCUGGUGACAGACCAGGGCUUCCUGCAGGAGGAGGGGGUGGUCUGGGAGACCCUCCACAACGUGGAUGGCGACAGCUGCUUCUGUGACACCGAGUUCCACCUCAGCCACGCUCCGGGCAAGGGGGGAGCCACUGCCGGCCCCCUGGAGCCCCGGCUGCAGCAGAGACAAGUGGAUCAGGAUUACCUCAUGGCGCUGUCACUGCAGCAGCAGCAGGGCCAGGGCCCCUCGGCGCUCAGUGACCUGGAGCUGGCGCGGCAGCUGCAGCAGGAGGAGUAUCAGCAGCAGCAGCAGCUCCCAGUGCAGGGUCGCCCCCAGCCCGGCAGCCGCCCGGCCACGGAGCGGAGACAGCGGCACAAGCCCGACUUGGACUGCACCCUCCUGUAGUGGGGGGCACUUGGGGGGCUCUGCCCUGCCCCAUCCAGCCCCUCUCAGUCCCCACUCCCCCCUGGCUGGGAGACCCCACGGGACACACACCAGGGGUCACCCCUCCUCACCCACCGCCGGGACCACCUGCAUCUUUCCAGUGGCCUUAACACGGGGGGGGUCUCACCCCUCGAUUCCUGCUCUGAGACGUGGGGGGACACGUGCCUUGGGGUGGGGGAGGGGGCACACGACCCCCCCCCGUGUCUGAACCGUGGCCUUAGCCCUUGGCAAAUAAAACACUUGUCCCUG
This is a messenger RNA of Colius striatus (speckled mousebird), 3344 nucleotides long. RefSeq names its product MINDY lysine 48 deubiquitinase 1 (gene MINDY1). Gene Ontology annotation, molecular function: cysteine-type carboxypeptidase activity; K48-linked deubiquitinase activity; cysteine-type deubiquitinase activity. Gene Ontology annotation, biological process: protein K48-linked deubiquitination. The transcript is spliced from 11 exons. The record is from RefSeq and is a predicted model, not a curated record. Lineage: Eukaryota; Metazoa; Chordata; Aves; Coliiformes; Coliidae. The coding region runs from base 1077 to 3056 and encodes 659 amino acids. Gene Ontology annotation, cellular component: cytosol; cell periphery.